This is a messenger RNA of Pisolithus orientalis, 1083 nucleotides long. RefSeq lists its product as uncharacterized. Lineage: Eukaryota; Fungi; Basidiomycota; Agaricomycetes; Boletales; Pisolithaceae. The transcript is spliced from 4 exons. The record is from RefSeq and is a predicted model, not a curated record. The coding region runs from base 1 to 1083 and encodes 360 amino acids.
AUGGCUGAUCAACCAGUUGUGCUGCUCCUACUGGCACUUGGCCCAGAAGUUGAAGGCUGCAGAAGCAUACAAGCAACUGCUGGAGCAUCUGCCAGUCACAGCCACUCAAUUGCAGCUCUUGCAACCCCUGCCACUGGCUAUAUGCCUGUUGCUGAAGAAGACCAAUGUGAUAGUCAUGCUGCAACUGAGGCACCUGAUGGAGCAGUGGACUGUCCCCAAACUGUCACAGCCACCCAUCCCCCCAGCCAAUACCAUCCUCAAAGCCCUUCACCAGGGCCAUCAGCUGCAAUAUCCUCAGAACCCACCACUCCUGCACAGCAGACCCAGAAGUGGUGGGCAGCCACUAGAAGUAUGACACCUACCACUGGCAAGACAACCACCUUGGCCACUCCAAGCUCCUGCAGGCAAAUUUUCAAUGGAAUGGUCAUUGUCACUCCAUCUUGGUGGCAGUCAGGUCAGCAGACAUCAAGCCCAGCAUCCUGGGGGGUGGCAACAUCCCAAAGCCAUCUCACUACCCCAGCCUGCCCAGUGACCCCCAAUGCUACCCCCAUGGAGCAUAUGGAAGAGGAGAUUGCAGCAUUGUGGCAGCAGCAUAUGGAGAUGGCACAAGAUCUCCUAGAUACCCACUGUGAGCUUGCCAAUACCCAGCAGGCCCUUGCAGAUACCCAGACCAAGUUGCAGAUACUUUGCAAUCUUGUCAAGGCCUUAUGCCAGCACCUGUACCUGUUGCCACACUCCUCACCUGAUGCACCUGGACCCUCCCACCCCUCCCCCAUCAGCUUUGCAAUUACAAGUCAUCAAGCAGUCAUUCCCACUGAUGGUGCAAGGAUACUUGACCUUGUGCCCACUACAAUGGUCCAGGAGGUUGCAGUUGAUACCAGCAUCCUCCAGAACCUCCCAGGUGAUAUGCUUUUAGCCCCUUCUACUUUCCUGCUGCCCACCCACCAUUUUGCAUACUCAUCCACCCCUGGUGUAGGAGAAGCCUGGCCCCCUAUCUAUGUCUCUUUGGGGGCAGUUGCUGACCAUGCUGGUGGCGAUGAUGCUGAUGAUGAGGAUGCCACUAAUUGGAUGGAUGUAGAUUAA